This is a messenger RNA of Cyprinus carpio (common carp), 2270 nucleotides long. It is a transcript of the gene entpd3, whose product is annotated as ectonucleoside triphosphate diphosphohydrolase 3. The record is from RefSeq and is a predicted model, not a curated record. Lineage: Eukaryota; Metazoa; Chordata; Actinopteri; Cypriniformes; Cyprinidae. Gene Ontology annotation, biological process: nucleoside diphosphate catabolic process. Gene Ontology annotation, cellular component: plasma membrane. Gene Ontology annotation, molecular function: GDP phosphatase activity; UDP phosphatase activity.
CUUAUUAACAUCCAUCUGAAUGGGUGGAGUUUCUAAUUUACUUUAAUGGCGAGGUCCUGCUUACUGGGAGUGAUAGCCAAACCCCUCCUAUUCUAUCUCCUCAGCAUUGCUUUUUCACCUUCACACACAAACAUAUGCACACACUCUCACACACACAUCCAAACACAGUUACACAUUCACAGUCUUGCACGUCUGGACAGAAUGAUCAAUAAAGAGUCACAAUCUUCAGACCACCUUACAACAGCCUCACGCAGAGGGGUGAGGAUGGCAAAAGUGGCAAUAGCUUUUGCCGCCGCCUUUAUGCUGGCCAGCAUAGCAGUCAUCAUAUCUAUAGCAGUUGUACAAACUCAUAAGAAGACUUAUAUAUCCCGUGGAUUAAAGUAUGGUAUUGUUUUGGAUGCAGGCUCCUCCAGGACCACUGUGUAUCUCUAUGAGUGGCCUGCAGAGAAAGAAAACAACACUGGGGUUGUGAGUGAGACCACAAAGUGUCAGGUUGAAGGCCCUGGAAUUUCAGAUCUUGGUAAAUAUGAGGAUCAGGACAAAAAGACAUGGAAAAGUUUAAAAGAUUGCAUAGCAAAGAUAACUGAGGCCAUUCCUUCCCAUCGGCAUAACUCGACCCCAGUCUUCCUUGGGGCAACAGCAGGGAUGAGGCUUCUACAUAUGAAAGAUGAGGAGACUUCCAACGCUAUUCUGAAAAACAUCAAGAACUACCUUAGCUCUCUUCCUUUCAAUUUUCAAAAUGCUUCCAUUAUCUCUGGACAGGAAGAAGGCCUUUAUGGCUGGAUCACCGUCAACUACCUGAAAGGGAACUUCCUAGAGAAAAAUCUCUGGAAUGCCUGGGUACAUCCUCAUGGGGCUGAGACAGUUGGCUCAUUGGACUUGGGUGGAGCCUCAACCCAGAUUGCCUUUGCCACUUCUGAUGAUGCCAAAGGUGAAGACAUCAUUAAGGUUUCACUCUAUGGCUAUGAAUACAACAUCUAUACUCACAGUUUCCUCUGCUACGGGAAAAAUGAAGCUGAGAAGAGAGUUUUGGCCAAACUUGCAAAGGAAUCCACCAACUGGGCUAAUCUGAAGCACCCCUGUUAUCCUUCUGGCUACAAUACCUCCAUGCUUGCAGAGGAUGUUUUUGGCAGUGAAUGUACAAAGAAUGAUCUUCCAUCGAAGUAUAGUCCAAAGCGAAGUAUUACUUUCCUUGGACAGAGUAACCCUGAACAGUGCAAAUUCUUGGUUAGGAGUAUCUUUGACCUGGCAUCUUGCCAGGGAUCUGAAAACUGUUCCUUUGAAGGAGUUUAUCAACCACCACUCAAUGGAGACUUCAUGGCUUAUGCAGGCUUCUACUGGACUGCUUUGGCUCUUAAAGUGGAGGGCUCUAAAAGUAUGGAGACAUUCAAGACAAACAUGAAACUGUUUUGCUCAAAGGACUGGAAAACUCUCAAGACAUCCAACAAAGACAUCAAAGACAGCUAUCUAAAGUCCAACUGCUUCUCUGCAAAUUAUGUGCACAGCAUUCUUGCAGAUGGUUACAAGUUCAACACAGACAACUGGAAAAAUCUCAAUUUUCAGAAAGAGGUAAAUAAGACCAGUAUAGCCUGGUCCCUGGGCUACAUGCUUGCACUUUCCAACAUGAUCCCCGCCGAAGGGAAAAUCAUCAAGCUACCCAUAAACAACGUCCUCUUCACUGGGCUCCUCCUGCUGUUCUCUGCUUUGACUAUCAUCACCCUCACGUACCUCGUCAUUGCGCUGGUGCGCUUUUGUUAUUGAGGUUUUUGUACUGAGUUCUCGUCUGUAGGACUAGUGUCCCACUUAGGGAGGUUUUGUAAACCAGGAGAGAUGCUGAUGUGUCAAUGCAGAUGUACCUGCUAAAGAAAGAUUUUAAUUUUUAGAUCCUGAAGGUCUUGCAGGUCUGGCGGUGCUAAGCUUAAAAAGAAGACAUCUGAUGUGAACACCAAACCUGUAUUCAAUGUCAUUCUAUCCAAAAAAGGCAGUGUACAGGUCUUUCUAGUCCAGGAAUGCAGUAGCAGCAGUCUUGUACUGUGGAUUUGAAUGAAAACACCAAAGACAAAGAAAAGAUUUUAGCAUAUUUACAGUAAAAAGUAUCUACUAGGUCAUGACAAUGUUUUGAUUGUGUAUUGUAUCUAAUGUUUGUCUCAUUCAACUGCAUCAUCCCUUAUGUAUCAUACAUGUGUAUUUCUGCAUGUGCUCUUCAGCACACGUUGUUGUCUUUGGACGAAAUAUGUCAUAGUACUCUAAAUAAAUGUUAUGAUUGUUAA